AUGGACACCAGCUACCUGACGACGCAGGUCGCCGCCAUCACCAAGAACCUCCAUGGGUUGUUUGAUGAUAUUGGGUUGUCAUCGAAUGAGCGCCGCUCAAGAGAGACAGAGCUCUUCAAUGCGCUUUCAGAAGCUCUGCACAAUCAAGUCCGUUUGGUAAAUGCUGAAAGAGAUGAGAUGACCGAGGAAGCAAACCGCAUAAUCGGGGAUAUCCGCCAGAUGAAGCUUUCGAUGGGAGAAAAGAGCAAAAGCAGUAACGACGAUGAUGAUUUACGAGUCACAUACCCUCUAGUACAAUGCUUGAAAACCCUUAAGGAGAAAUACAACGGCAUCUGCAGGCUCCACCGCGAAAGAUCGGAGCAGGUCUUAAAACUUGUUACCGCUAUCGAAUCAUAUUCCUCGCAUCUUGAAUCUUCUUUUGUCAAAAUCAAUCUACCAACCAUUGCGGCCGAUCACUCUAUACCGCUCAGCACCGAUGUUUCUGCAAGUUAUAUCGAAGCUUUGGAUGAGGAGUUCUCACGAAUCUACCACGAGUACGUGCGCCGCUUGGAUGCCGUCCAAGGGAUUGCAGAGGACAUUGUCAAUCUCUGGGCAGAGCUUGGAACACCUCAAGCGCAGACAGAUUCUACCAUUGUCAAGUACUACCGCGAAACCCCCGAACAAUUGGGCUUGCUCGAGGACGAUGUUACGAAGUUGAAGGCGAAACGAGAUAAACUGAUUGAUGAGAAGCACGUAAGAGAGCAGCGGAUUGAGGAUCUCAAGGCUAACGUUGAAAGCCUCUGGGAUCGCCUGGGAGUGGAAGAGGUAGACCGCAAGCAGUUCCUUGCCACUCGUAGAGGCUGCGGUUUGCGGGUCAUCAAUGACUUUGAAGAUGAGCUGGCGCGUCUGAACGAAUUGAAGAGACAAAAUCUGCAUCUUUUUGUGGAGGAUGCUCGGUACAGGCUUCAGGAGCUCUGGGACAGCCUCUACUUUUCCGAAGAUGAAAUGAUUGAGUUUACCCCGGCUUUUACAGACGUAUACAGCGAUGCUCUACUUUCUGCUCACGAGACUGAGAUUGAGCGACUGGAAGCUCUGCGCGAGCAACGAAUGCCGCUGCUACAACUGAUUGAGAGACACAAAUCCUUAAUCAAAGACCGUGACGACCUCGCCUCGUCCAGUCAGGAUGCGUCUCGUUUGAUGGCUCGUGGGGUCAAAGGUGAACGAAGGGAUCCGACACGACUGCUUCGAGAGGAAAAGAUGAGAAAAAGAGUAGCAAAAGAGCUGCCAAAGAUUGAGACGGAGCUAACGAAAGUUCUCGAAUCCUGGGAGGGAGACUAUGGGCGUCCGUUCCUCGUCCUCGGCGAGAGAUACUUGGAUCAACUUGCAGUCUCUGCUGCAGCUCUCCCUCCUCGUUCAAAGACGCCUUCGACCCUUGGGAGAUCGUCUUCACGAGCUGCAGCUCCUACCGCAUCAGCCCUUCAUCGUAGCACAAUUGGCAGCAUUCGAGGCCCAACGCCUUCACGGUCUGGAGCCAAGACUCCGACCGGUACGAUUGGCCGCAAUCCUCUCUCUUCCUCCAUCUCGAGCUCCAUUUCAACCAUUGGCCGAUCUCCCACCAAGCUCCCUGCACGUGCCCCUCUAUCCAACAUUCAUGGCAACAAUUCUCCUGAGCGUCCACGGCGGCCCGCGUCUGCGCAAGAUCUUGGCCUAGUUUCUAAAACGAUUCACGCACCUCGUGCCCCGCCGCCGAGAAUGCGAGACCUCUUUGUUCCCCCGCCUGCCGCACCAACUCCUCUCAGUCGCUACGACCCCGCCAGUUCACGGAGCCAGAGUGUCGCGUCCUCCCACGACGAAGUAAGACAAGUGACUCCCGAAGAUCCUUACGACGACAAUAGUGGACGCAAUUCCCGCAUGCGCAUUGCUGCAAUGCGUCAGUCCGAUAGAUCCGCAAUGCCUCCUCCGCCGAGCCAUUAUCAGGAUUCUUACCGACCAUCCUCCCAUUACGAGCACAGUUCGUCUUCUUCUCAACGCUCCGGGUCAUAUGACGACCGCCAAUCCAACGGAAGCAGACAAAUCUCGAAUACGUCGACCGUAUCCACUGUAGUAUCCGGCUCAGAAAAUUGGGAAACAUACGACGAUGCUUCUGAACCGGAAGAAGACGCAAGCACAUCCUACUUUGCAAAGAUGCGAGCAGCUGCAGCAGUUAAUAAACGAGUCACUCCCGAAGGAGGCUAUUCGCCGCCGCCUCGCCCCGUGUCUGCCAUUCCGGGCAAAAAGAUGAGGAAUAUUGCGCAGGUAAUGCAUUCGGGUAAUGGCGUACGGGCCUCUGGCAGCGAAGCUGGAUGGACAGAUGAAGACGUAUUUUGAUUCUAAAGACCUGGCGUUUGGAAACAUCCAGGACGCGGUCAUCUUCCGGCCUUGUGCAGCACGAGCAUACGGUCGCCAUUCAUUCUACAACCAAUUUCCCUUUGAAUACCCCUUGGCUAGGCAAUGUUACCUGGCUUUUUUCUCUUCUCAAUUUUUUUUGAAGUCAAUGUCACAAUCUCCCGCGCGAGAAAAUUUCGGCUUUUGUAUUCACCUUUUCUUAUUCUCCGAAUAUCCUCUUUUCCAGCUUUUUGUUUCUUUGGUCUUAUGGCGUGUUUUCUUUUUGUUUUAACGACGAAUACGGAUUUCUUUAUGCUCUUUUCACUUUUGAAGUCUUCUUCCCCCCU
This is a messenger RNA of Xylona heveae TC161, 2690 nucleotides long. RefSeq lists its product as hypothetical. Gene Ontology annotation, biological process: microtubule cytoskeleton organization; mitotic spindle midzone assembly. Bases 1 to 2346 code for a protein of 781 amino acids. Lineage: Eukaryota; Fungi; Ascomycota; Xylonomycetes; Xylonales; Xylonaceae. Gene Ontology annotation, cellular component: mitotic spindle midzone; cytoplasm; spindle. Gene Ontology annotation, molecular function: microtubule binding. The record is from RefSeq and is a predicted model, not a curated record. The transcript is spliced from 5 exons.